Messenger RNA from Lytechinus variegatus (green sea urchin), 1269 nucleotides. It is a transcript of the gene ift43, whose product is annotated as intraflagellar transport protein 43 homolog. Gene Ontology annotation, cellular component: intraciliary transport particle A; cilium. NCBI's taxonomy places the organism in Eukaryota, Metazoa, Echinodermata, Echinoidea, Temnopleuroida, Toxopneustidae. The transcript is spliced from 7 exons. Gene Ontology annotation, biological process: intraciliary retrograde transport. Bases 74 to 733 code for a protein of 219 amino acids. The record is from RefSeq and is a predicted model, not a curated record.
CCUAAUGAUAUUCUCACAUUUUUUGUAUGGAGCUCGCAUCGUCAAGAUCUGAGCGGCAGAGCUAGCCUAAGUUAUGGAUGAAAAUCUGGAUUUUACGUCUCAAAAAAGAAGUGCCAAGCAGGGCCGCAGAGCACGCAAAGCAGCCCAAGAAGCAGCUCAAUCUAAUGGUGACAUCGGAGGGGAUGAAUCGGCAGAAGAUUUGGUAGGACAUCCCCCUCCUCCACAGAAUCAGGUUACAUCUGAAGAUGGUCCAGCACGUCCUCCUAGAAGACAGAUGGGAUGGGGUGAUGACACCGCCAAACCUGUAAGAAGCCGUGGAAACGUUGAUGAAUUGGAAGCAUUUUCAGCAAACGAUAGAGUAGAGCAAGAAUCAAAAUCCAGGGCACAGGACUCGGACGAUGACAUGCCGGUCAUCCCAGAUCUUGAUGACGUCCAGGAGGAGGAUAUGGCCACUCAGAUAGCCGCCCCACCGAGUGUACCGGUCAACAGGGUUAUCACCUAUCGAGAGCUAGAUAAUGACCUCCUAAAACAUUCACAGCUACUCACACUGGACAAUGAGAUAGACCUGAAGCUGCUGAGCAAAUCAUUAUCAGCUGAAAGCGAAGUGAUGGAAGAAGAUAAACCCUGGGAUUGGGAUCAUCUCUUUACGGAGGUAUCAUCUGAAUUACAAACAGAGUGGGACCAGGCGCUUGCCUCACAGAAAUCAGAUACAAGUAUUGUCAGCAAGUCAUAAUCACUAUUAACACAGCUCUCUGAAUAGGGCUAGCUCCCCUCCCUUCUCAAACUGAGAUUAUCAAACAUACCGGCCAACUUGGCUUAUACAUUUCAUUAUCAUUUUUGGUAUGCGCAGAACUGCAAACAGUGUUGGACCAGUGACUCGCCUCACAGAAAUCAGAUACAAGUAUUGUCAGUAAGUCAUAAUCACUAAACACACCUUGAAAGAAACGGAGCAAGUACAGAUCAUGUUUUAAUGAAAAGAAUUGCUUUAAUGUAUGAUAGAAGGGCGGUGCAAAUGCAUCCUCUGAGAUGCCGAAGCUGGCAAUCGAACCGAGGGAUUUUCCAGGUGCCCGAGACCACAGCAACUCCAUCUGAAGGUUGCAGCCAUUCGAUAAUCAACCUACACAAACUGCCCCCCUCGCAAAUUCAUAUCAAAGAUACAAGACCUUGCUAUCAACUUGGCUUAUACAUUCCAUAAUGUGGAGCGUUGUGGCCCAGUGGAUUAGUCUUCUGACUUUGAAACAGGGUCGUGGGUUCGAAUCCCAGCCAUGG